CCUCUUAUUCAAUAUAUGUUCUAAAAAAUCUCUCUGCUCUUAUAAUAUUUCUAUCUCUGUUCUUUCACACUCUGUUUUCAGAAAAUUCAAAAAAUAUUUCUCUUUCUCUUCUUAUUUCACUUAUAUAAUUUGAUGCAUACCUCUAGAGCCCUGAUUUUUGAUGCAGUUUAAGAUUCAUGACUCCAGUAAUCAGUGAAGUCCUUCUUUCUGGUUUUACGAUUAACUCAACGCUUCGUCGUGGAACUCAUCUUGUUCAAUCCUUCUCUGUUGUCUUCCUUUACUGGUUCUACGUGUUUUCAUGAAAAUACUCUGUUUCCUUCUCACUAGCUAAAGUUAAACUCUUCGAUUCUAAUUUAGCUAUUACUACUCAUACUUAUUUAGUUAUAACGCGUUAAACUACAAGUAUUAUGGCUUCUCCUAGUGGAAAUUCUUCGUCAGGGUCAGAGGAUCUACAGCAAUUAAUGGAUCAAAGGAAACGCAAAAGAAUGAUAUCGAACAGGGAAUCAGCAAGAAGAUCGAGAAUGAAGAAGCAGACACAUUUGAAUGAAUUAACGUCUCAAGUGAAUCAACUGAAGGAACAAAAUAAUCAAAUUGUGAGUAACAUAAAUAUGGUGAGUCAGGUUUAUUUGAAUGUGGAAGCAGAGAACUCUGUUCUGAGAGCACAAAUGGCAGAGUUGAGUCACAGGCUACAGUCUUUAAAUGAGAUCAUAAAUUGCAUCAACUCAGCAAAUAUAACAAUGGAUGAAACAGAGGUUAAUUGUGAAGAUGAUUUCUUGAAUCCUUGGAAUUUGCUACAUGUGAACCAGCCAAUUAUGGCUUCUGCUGAUGCUUUCAUGUACUGAUUUAGUAUCAUUUUGGUAAUUGAAAAGUUAAUUUUUUUAAAAAGACAA
This is a messenger RNA of Solanum dulcamara, 890 nucleotides long. RefSeq names its product bZIP transcription factor 11-like. Bases 408 to 842 code for a protein of 144 amino acids. Gene Ontology annotation, cellular component: nucleus. Gene Ontology annotation, biological process: positive regulation of DNA-templated transcription. The record is from RefSeq and is a predicted model, not a curated record. Gene Ontology annotation, molecular function: DNA-binding transcription factor activity; transcription cis-regulatory region binding. The transcript has a single exon. NCBI's taxonomy places the organism in Eukaryota, Viridiplantae, Streptophyta, Magnoliopsida, Solanales, Solanaceae.